UAAAGUCGGAAAUGUUCAAGUUCUGACUAGCACAUGAAUGCGGCAUAAAACACAAAUGCAUGCUACAUUGGUGGCCCGGAACGGAAAGGCUAAUGCCUCGUUAGAAAAUAACUGGGAAAUCGGAAAAAAAACGAGUUCCGAAUGGGAAAAAUCUUUUGAACGGUCAUCCAACUCGGAAUUACAAGUCGAAAACUUGGGCCUCUUUCUAGAGUUCCCACUUUCCAACCCGAAGAUCACUGACGUCAUCAUUUGACCUCUUUGAGUUCCCAAACCUGGUUGUCUUUAAAGUACCAGACGUGGCACAAUUUCGUCGAGUUUGCGAACUGUUACACUGAUUGGCAUCUACCGUGUGGAUAUGCAAUCGAUAUCUAAAUGAAACAGUUAGGUCAGUAUGAUAGGAGAUACUGAGACAACACAGAUCGAGAUGUUUUUGUCUUGAUUUAUUGCCCUUGUUGGCAAAGCUAGCUAACGUUACAGUACUGUUUGCUAACAACCAAGCUAGCUACACAUACUGUCUGCAGAAACAUUUGCCAGCUACUCAUGUCAUAUAGAGAUCUGGAGCUAGAAGAGGGAGGGUAUUUGGGAGGCAUGAGUGGUACGGUCCGUCAGAUCAGUGUGGUGUUGGACCCGAGCAUCCCCUAUUUCCUGCGGGUGGACUGGGCCGAAGACCUGGGUGCUGGGUUCACUCUCGCCCUCAGUGACGGCAGCUCGUCCUGGAUCGGAGAAGUAUCAGAGGAGGAGAUGACGAGGAAAGCCACAGAGUUGGGAGUGAAAAGGGAGAAAUAUGUGGAAGAUCUUCAUCAGGCACUGACCGGAGGAGGAGAAAGCAGAAGAGGAAGAGGAGGAGUGGCAGAAAAGGAGGAGUCCCUGUUCCACCUCUCCUCUGACCACGGUUGUCUGUCGUUUGACAAGAAGACCCAGAGAGGUGUUUUGGUGAACAUGGGUGCAGUGGAGCUGCACCCUGCCCCUGUGGAUCUCAACAGGGAGAUGAUAGCCCACACUCUGGAGCACAGCGCUGACCUGGAGGCAGAGAACAGACGGCUGCAGGAGAAGAACCAGACACUCCGGCAGGAGCGGCAGCACCUCCUUGCAGAUCUGGAGAAGCAUGUCCAGGAGAUGGAGACGAUGGAGGGAGACCUGUUCUCUCGUUUCAUCAUGCUGCUCAAUGAGAAGAAGGCCAAGAUCAGGGCCCUGCAGGACACCAUCAGACACGUCCAACAGCAGCUGGAUCAGGAGAAUCACCGGGUAACUGGGGUAACUGUCAAAUCCAAGGCUGGCGACAGCAUUAAGGAGGAGGAGGAGGAGGACCUGCCUCAGAGCUUCCACCCAUCUCAGGCACCCACCGUGCUCAUCAGAGACAUUUCAAGCCAGAUGAGCUCUAUGGAGGACGCUGUGCGUGACAGCAAAGAUGUGUUGCCCAGCCGCAAGCAUGGGCUCUGUUACCACCAGAGCCCAGAGUCAAAGGUCAAGAAGCCCUCUCCAGACCAGAAGUAAACUCACAGGAUGUCGGUGGGCGGAGCCGGGAGGGUCGUCAGCAAAAUGGGACACACCUGGGCUCGGGUGUGUCCCGGGAUGAAUACACCUCUUCCCCAUUUAUUGAGGAGACUCACUCCAUGCAGACACUGAUAUAUUUUUGUUGUGGCCAUUUUGUUUGUUUGCUUUGGCACCUUUCAACACCCCUCAUUAUCACAUUUAUGCACGCAAACACUCACUUACACUACUGAUUACUGACUACACACACCAUUUUUAAUUGUAUUUAGUUUACUUCAGUUAAUAAAUAUAUUUUGUUAUUCUUUA
Salmo salar (Atlantic salmon) is the source of this 1797-nucleotide messenger RNA. Lineage: Eukaryota; Metazoa; Chordata; Actinopteri; Salmoniformes; Salmonidae. The record is from RefSeq and is a predicted model, not a curated record.